UCGCCUACUUCGGCCUGCAUAUGAUUUGAUUUUUGAGAUCCAACGGGUGACGUUGUUUUUUUUUGCGAAAAACUGUAAUAGAAACGCAGCUAGAGACUGCUUAGUUUGACUGUUACUUAAUGACAAUACGUUUCAGUUACUGUGUCGAUAAAGAAAUCGGAGAGAGAAGAAAACAAAACUAAGAAGUCUUGAAGUGAAACUGUAAAAGGCCCCACUGAGACGUCACCGUGUCAGAGGCUGCUUACUGUGACAGUGUUAGUUCAUGACAGUACGUUUGAGGGCACUGUAUCCAUAAAGAAAUCAAAAAGAGGAAAACAAAACAAAGGAGCCUUGAAGUUCAACUGAAAAAGGUCCCAUUGAGACAUCACCAUGACAGAUCAGACACCAAAUUCUACCGACUACGAUUAUUCAGCUUACUACGAUGGGGAAGGCUCUUCUCCUUGCGAUUAUGUCGACGUGAUGGUCUUCAGUACAAAAUUUCUGAUUGUUCUCUAUAGUUUGGUGUUCAUCCUGGGAUUCAUAGGCAAUGGCCUGGUGGUGUGCGUCCUGGUGAAGCACCGCAAACAGACCAACCUGACAGACAUCUGCCUCUUCAACCUGGCCAUCUCUGACCUCGUCUUCAUCUUCACGCUGCCUUUCUACUCCCAUUUCCUCAGCAACAACAACUGGAAUUUUGGAGAGUUCAUGUGCCGUUUCCUCUCCGGCUGCCACAUGUCCGGCUUCUUCAGCAGCAUCUUCUUCAUGGUUGUCAUGACGCUGGACCGCUACAUGGUCAUCAUGCACGCCCACAGAUUUUCUCCGUACCGCACGAUGAGGACGGCCACCAUUUUGACCGUGUUCGUCUGGAUAGUGAGCAUCUGUGUCUCCAUGCCGUCUUUCGUCUUCACAAAGCUGACGAAUCAGUCCAACUCGUUGGCAUGUAACUUCACCCCUGAAAACGAUGCCUGGAACACCUACAAAGUGCUGUCAACAAACAUUCUGGGUCUUUUGGUUCCCUUGCUGGUGAUGGUAGUUUGCUAUUCCAGGAUCAUUCCCACACUGGUGAACAUGAGGACUGUGAAGAGGCACCGCGUUGUCAAGCUGAUCAUCUCCAUUGUGGCUAUCUUCUUCUUGUUCUGGACCCCAUAUAAUAUUACAAUUUUCCUGCUUUUCCUCAGGUCUAUGGACAAAAUAGAGAACGGCUGCACCAUAGACAAAAACUUAAGGCUGUCAACAGUUGUGACCGAAGCCAUUGCUUACAGUCACUGCUGCCUGAACCCCAUCAUAUAUGCCUUUGUGGGGCAGAAAUUUAUGAGGAGGGCCUUGCAGCUGCUGAAGAAGUGGGUGCCUGGCCCCAGAAGAAACUUUUCAGAAAGCUCAUACAGGAAAAGCUCUGUUGUUUCCAGGUCCUCUGAUGUCACCACCAAUUUUAUCAUGUAGGAGUUGUAUUAUGUUUUGCAACAUAAUAUUCCUGAUACAUGAAUCAAUGGUUCACAACAGUAUCUCAUAUGCUGGGGUAGAGAUGAUGCUCACAGUGCUACAACCUGGCUUGGAAAGCUGACUUUUAGCAAAUGUAGGAGUAAAUUAGAGGCACAACAUAGACAAAGUGUAGUGAAACGAACACACUAGAUGUGGAUUUUGACAUGAAAUCUCAAAAUUGAUCAGUGGGUGAAAAAACUGUUUUAAACUGCCGUGUCUCACCUUAAAGUAGUUAGUAUUAUUGCUCACUGACUCCUCUAUAGAUAUUUGUGUACACCCUUCUGACCCUUCUGCAAGCGGGAGUGUUCCGUUUCGAUGAUAAGACAUCAGCUCUGUUGGAUUGUUCAUUGUAAAGCACCACAAUCUACUGUACAAUCUAAAACAUUUUGCAUAUUCUCAGCUCCUCCUACUCCUGCUGACGUUCAGAGGAUGUGCUUGAGCUUUGAAGUUUCUAACCACAAUAUUUGUUUGCCCGUGUCUGUAUUUCCUUUUUCUUUCCACGUACGCUUUGUGAUGUAUAAAAGAUGAAUCAUAUAUACAUAUAUAUAUAUAUAUAUAUAU
This is a messenger RNA of Mugil cephalus (flathead mullet), 2019 nucleotides long. RefSeq names its product chemokine (C-C motif) receptor 2 (gene ccr2). The transcript has 4 exons. The record is from RefSeq and is a predicted model, not a curated record. NCBI's taxonomy places the organism in Eukaryota, Metazoa, Chordata, Actinopteri, Mugiliformes, Mugilidae. The coding region runs from base 370 to 1419 and encodes 349 amino acids. Gene Ontology annotation, biological process: chemotaxis; immune response; G protein-coupled receptor signaling pathway. Gene Ontology annotation, cellular component: membrane. Gene Ontology annotation, molecular function: chemokine receptor activity.